AUGUCUGAAACAGAAGAUUUUGGAACCUCCUUUGAAUUAACAGAAAAUGCCGUUUCUCCUCGUGGCAAUCAACUUAAAUUUCAACAAUCUGAUGUAUCAAAUUCACUCGGAGCAACUCAGUUAAGAAUUAAGAAACCACCGUAUCCUCUAAUAAUUCCUAGUACUCAACCCACUGGAAGUCGAAUAAAGUUGAAUGCUCCCUCGCGAACUACAAAAACCGCCCAAAAGCUAGUUUUACUUCCUGAGGAAACUGAGGUACCACCUGGUGAACUUUCUGACUAUGCCGAAACCCCUGUCACUCCCUCAGGUCCACAUUUACCGGUUAGUUUUUAUGAUUCUACCGAUGCUGAGAGAAUGCCCAAGGAAAGUAGAGAGAUCAAUAAAUAUCCAAGGGCAACUGCUUAUUGUACGGCUGAAGGUUAUUAUCUUAAGAAAUUGUUGAAUUUUUUGAGUGAUGAACACAAUGUUCAACCAAUGUUGUAUGAUGAAUGUUUAUAUGCUCCUUACCAUUUUCCAUUAUUGAGAGGUAGAAAUACAAAGAUUUCUUCUUCCACUGCAAUACAAUCGCCUAAUGGUCGUUCAUUUAUGGAGAGCCAGAUAGAAAAUUAUGAAAAUAAUGAUGAUAAUUCUUAUUUUGUAAUGUCUGAAAAUGAAGAUAGUUAUGAUAAUGUUGGAAUAAGUGAAUCUUUAUCAAAACCUAUUCAGAAUACUCUUUCAAAUAUUGGUGAAGUUUUCUUUUUUGAUUAUGGUGUAGUUGUAUUUUGGAAUAUGACUGAAGAUCAAGAAAAAUUGAUUCUUGAUGAUCUUGCUAUGUCAAAAAUAUCGGUUCGUUCAUUAAAAGCUGAAGAUAUUGAGUGUGAGACCUUUCAUUUUCAAUAUGACCUUACUUCCACUAGACAACCUAGAAUUUUCAAUGAUAUGAUUACUUUGAAGUCUGAUAAUCAUAUGAUUAAAUUAACUAUCAGUCAUGCCAUGAGUCAGAGUACAAAAUUAACUUUUUAUGAAUGGCAAAUGGAAAGUACAAUCGAAAGAACAAAGCAUAUACCAAAAAUGUUGGCUCAAACUGGGCAUUUAAAUUUGAAUCGAACUCAAAUUACAAAAUUAAGCGGUGAAAUGUUUAAGUUACGAAUGAAUGUUAAUCUAGUAUCUAAUGUUUUAGAUACACCUGAAAUAUUCUGGUCUGAGCCGUCUUUGGAACCACUAUAUAGCGCCAUUAGAGCAUAUCUUGAAAUUUCUCAACGUGCCAACCUUCUUAAUGAUCGUUGUAAAGUUAUUAGCGAUUUGUUAGAUAUGUUACGUGAAGAUGUUGCGUCAGUAGCUUAUAAACUCUCUUUUCAUACUCAACCUUCAUCAUCAAUAAUUUUGGUAUACAAUACAUUACAAAUUCCAGCAUUAAUGGCGGCAACAAUCCACUUAACCACACAACAGCAAAAUUCUACACAUCCUCAGCAUGUCCAACUGCAGUCUGCAAGAGGUCGUCCAGUUUCUACUCCUGUUCCAAUGAAUUAUCCUCGAUAUCCUGAAAUACCUCACCCUCCACCACAAGUAACUCAAAGCUCCGCACGAAGGGGCAAUAUGUUUGGCCCAUAUCUACUGUUACAAACUUUGGGCGAAGGUGAAUUCGGCAAAGUUAAACUUGGUAUGCACGUGGACACUGGCGAAGAGGUUGCAAUCAAACUCAUACGUAAAGAAUCGGUGGAUACCCCAUCUAGGCUUACAAAAAUUGAAAGAGAAAUAGGAGUAUUACGGAGUGUAAUGCAUCCGAAUAUUGUAAAAUUAUAUGACGUGUUCGAAGCAGAUCGGUAUAUUGGCAUUAUCAUGGAAUACGCCUCAGCACAUCGAUACCUCAAAGAACGAGAUGCUUGUCGGCUGUUUGCACAACUCAUUAGUGGGGUGAAUUAUUUACAUCAAAAAAAUAUCGUACAUCGAGAUCUUAAACUAGAAAAUCUCUUACUAGAUCGUAAUAGAAAUAUUAUAAUUACCGAUUUUGGAUUUGCAAACCAAUUCAAUGGUGCUCAUGACGAUUUAAUGGCUACAUCUUGUGGUAGUCCUUGUUACGCUGCACCAGAAUUGGUAAUCAGCGAAGGAUUAUAUGUUGGAAGUGCAGUAGAUAUCUGGAGUUGUGGUGUUAUUCUAUACGCCAUGUUAUCAGGAUAUCUUCCUUUCGAUGAUGACCCUUCAAACCCCGAUGGUGAUAAUAUCAACUUAUUGUACAAAUACAUUAUUAAUACUCCGUUGGUAUUUCCUGAAUAUGUAAGCCCUGAUGCUAGAGAUUUACUUAGAAAAAUGCUUGUCCCUGACCCGGCAAAGAGAUGUGAUAUGAAGACUAUAAUGUCUCACAGAUGGUUGAUGCCAUAUGCAACACUAUUUGAAUAUUCCAUCCAAGAAUUGGAGGCUGCAACUCAGAUGAAUUCAUUAGCAUCACAAGAUGCGUAUAUCCCAUCCGGAGUUUCAAUGUCAAACAAUUUCUUAAGCGCUGAUUAUGUUGUGGAACAACCUAGUGAUGCUUCCGGUAAUAUUACCGUUAAACGUCAUACCAUCCAAGUAGAAUAUGAAUAUCCUGAUAAUAAUACUGAAGGAUACGUCGACUAUCCUGAUGAAGAUUUCCAAUUUGUUGAUGGAACCCGUCUUGGCUCGACUAUUGUACCUGUAGCAACAUCAGAUAUGAUAUUAGCUGAAGAACAGGAAGAGAUAUUAGCAAAUGAUUAUGAUACUUCCAAAAAUGAUGCAUCACAAAAUCUUUUGACAGCUACUCCAUAUUCUAAAUCUGAGAAACAUUUUAGUAUAACAUCAACUGGAUCUGGUAAUUCAGAUAAAAGCAGUGGACCAGGAAGUACUCCACCAGGAACUCCAUCAACAACAACAACAAGGAGUUCUGCAAAUGCUGGAAAUGGCUUGUUCACUUUGUUUGAAAGUGAUUCCAAUAAUAUAAAUAAAUUCAAAGAUAAAACUCCACAAAUUAAUAAUGUAAAUAGUAAUCUUGUUCUGCCACCUCCAAAUGACAAUUUCCAACCAGAUUUACAAAAGAGCUCAUCUCAAACACCCAAAAAGAGGGAUGCACCACGCACUAGGCCUGUAACUGUACAUGGUCCUCCAUCGGGGUCUCAAGACUUUUUAUCAAUGGUACCAGGGUAUAAAUCAACUUCUACAAAUACAUCUUUGAGUGUCACGGCUUCAUCACAACAUAAUAAUGAUAAUUCACUACAACCAAAACUUCCUCCUUCAACUACACCGCCUACUAUGCCUUUACCUGCUAUUCCGGAUCGUCAGGAUUCAUUAUCACCUGUAAACCAAAAGAGACACAAAAAAGCUUCUUCAUCUGAAAGAGUAUCUGAAAGAGUUAAUCAAUAUACAGGAAAAAAUAAAUUACCAAUAGAAAAUGAUUCUUCGAUUACAAAUAAAAUUAACAAUUCUGGUUCAAUCAAAGAAUCGAAUUCAAUUAAUUCAAAAACACAACCCUCACAAUCAACACAAGUAUCACCACCACCGCUACCACCAUCACAAAAUAUUGAUCUACAUUCUGAUACUGCUUCAGAUUCAACUAGUCUUAUGGAUGAUGGUAGUGAUUCUAGGAGUAAGAUAGGUGGCAAAAGGAAAGCUUUGAGUCUUAUGGUUGAAACAUUUAAAGGACCGAAUAGUCAUUCUGCGCAUAGCGUUGUUUCAACCAAUAAUACAUCAACAAAAGAUAAGAGAAAAACUCUUGGUAGUGGUAUUUCUUCUAGUAGUUCGAGCGCUGCUAAGAAAGUUAUGGAUUGGUUUAGAAGAAAAUCUUUGGCAAAGGAUCCUACAACUGCGCCGCUUAUUCCUGAAGGAACGACAAAUGGCGGCGUUUCCGCCAAUCGUGUCAAGAGCAAAAAGAGACAAAAAAAUAAUCCCGCAUUGGUUGUCACACAACCUAAUAGUAGUACUAAUUCUCCUUCGUCAUCACGCCAAUCCACAAUGACUUCAGUUUCUAAUGUGGACUCUAAACUUCGUAUACAUCAUGGUGUUGUCGAUAAUCUAGCCUUGACUGAACGACCUCCAUAUGAAAUUUUCAUAAUGAUUAAACAAGCCCUAGUUAGUAUGGGUAUAGAAAUAAAACGCGAAGGAGAAUUCAAAGUUAGAUGCGUGAGGCGCAAGAGAAAGGUUGAUAACAAAUCUUCUGCUAAAGAUAAGUCUCUAAAAACCAAGGACACUUUAACAUCGGAAGCUUCUGAAAACGUAUUAGAUAUUGAAAAGAAACGCAGAAAAUAUUCUAGUGGACCAUUUAAAACAUUGCUGCGUCGUACAAGUUCAAACAACACCAGUCAACUAUUAUCUACAUCAUUAUCAACCAACCAUAAAUCAAAUAGAUCAGACGAGUCGGCACCAACUAGUCCGACAAUAGGUCCAAUUAUGACACUUACGGGUCCAACAGAUGGUCCUACCUCAACCUUAGUUCCAGAAGUAUUAUAUGGUGAUCCAACGACAGAUUCAGGUGAUGAAAUAAGAUUUGUGGUAGAAUUAUGUCGCAUUAAGAAUCUUCCCGGAUUAUACAUUGUGGAUAUCAAAAGAAUGAAGGGUAAUCUUUGGGCAUACAAAUUUUUGUAUCAUACGCUUCUCGAUAAAUUGGACUUAAAAGGCAAAGGAGGCUAUUUAACUAUCGGAACAAGUGGUGGAAUAAUUCCAUGA
This is a messenger RNA of Dentiscutata heterogama, 4650 nucleotides long. The record is from the annotation of a GenBank genome assembly. Lineage: Eukaryota; Fungi; Glomeromycota; Glomeromycetes; Diversisporales; Gigasporaceae.